AUGUCGAUUACGUUGGUACACCGUUACCUUGUCCGAGACUUUUUCGCUGUUCCGUUUCUUACACCACAAGGAAUCGGUUACCACCACUUUUGUCGUAACUCCUUCUUACAUGUUCCUCAAAGAGUUGUUCCUCUCUUGGGUUUGAAGAAGCGUUCACAAAAGCCUUACUUCAAACCUUCUACUACCGGAAAGCCGCAACAAUCUAACCCCGAUCCUGUUCAUGAUGAGAAGCCUAAGCCUGUUCAAGCUGAAGCACCACCACCACCACCACCGACUAAAGAACCAGAAUAUUUUGAUGGUUCGGUCACCAUGGGUGCUGCUCCUUCGCCAAGACACGUACCGAUUCCGAUGUUUUAUGUUAGAGAGAAGAUCAAAGAGUCCUCCAAGCUAACCAAGACUUGA
Messenger RNA from Capsella rubella, 402 nucleotides. RefSeq lists its product as uncharacterized. NCBI's taxonomy places the organism in Eukaryota, Viridiplantae, Streptophyta, Magnoliopsida, Brassicales, Brassicaceae. The transcript has a single exon. Bases 1 to 402 code for a protein of 133 amino acids. The record is from RefSeq and is a predicted model, not a curated record.